Messenger RNA from Megalobrama amblycephala (Wuchang bream), 2069 nucleotides. RefSeq names its product protein Z, vitamin K-dependent plasma glycoprotein a (gene proza). Gene Ontology annotation, biological process: blood coagulation; proteolysis. The record is from RefSeq and is a predicted model, not a curated record. Lineage: Eukaryota; Metazoa; Chordata; Actinopteri; Cypriniformes; Xenocyprididae. The transcript is spliced from 10 exons. Bases 204 to 1481 code for a protein of 425 amino acids. Gene Ontology annotation, cellular component: extracellular region. Gene Ontology annotation, molecular function: serine-type endopeptidase activity; calcium ion binding.
UCUUGUGGUUAAAUACACAAACGCAGGACGGGUCUUGCGUUUACUGAAUAACAGUAGAUGUUCUGAUGUGGGUCUGAUCCAGAUUGAAUAACUUUAAUCGAUAGGAUAGCAGACUGUCAGCGCAGUUACAGUAAGUGUUUCCAGUCAAUACAGAGUUCGUCCAGAUCUGCGUCACCAGCUGAGCGGGCGUCGACCAUCAUAUCAUGGCUUAUCUCGGAAGAUUUCUUUCACUCGCAGUUUUAUUUGGCUUCGUGACGGCUGGAUUGCACAAAAGAACAGCACCUCUGUUCUUGGAAAAGUGGGAUGCACUUAAUGUAAUUUCCCGUCAGAAGAGAAGCAACACCGGUGAUGAAGAGGCAAAACUCCCUGCCAACCUUGAGAGGGAGUGUUUAGAGGAAGUUUGUGAUUAUGAGGAAGCAAGAGAAGUCUUCCAGGAUAAUUAUCGGACAGAUAUCUUCUGGUCUGUCUACAUUGAUGGUGACCAGUGUGCUGAUCAUCCAUGCAAAAAUGGAGCCAUGUGUUCAGAUAGUGUGGGCGGUUAUGACUGCAUUUGCAAAUCAGGCUUUACAGGAAUCCACUGCGAGACGGAUCAAACAGUAUGUGUAAUAGAUAAGAGCAAAGGUUGCAGUCAGUUCUGUAAGCCAGGCUAUCAGUCGUACGAGUGCUCGUGUGCUUACGGUUGGAAACUGAAGCAGAGAGAGAAGUGCGAGCCAGCUGUGACAUUUCCAUGUGGAAAAAUUAGUAGCUUGAGCCAGUGGGGCAGACGUCAAUCAUCUAACAUACAGUCAGACUAUGAAGGACUCAUCUGUGGCCCAGAAGAGUGUCCCUGGCAGGCAUUGCUGCGUCAGGGAUCUAGUGGCUUCUGCAGUGGGGUCAUCUUCAAAGACAAUCUGGUUCUUACCACAGCCCAGUGUGUGGGGAAGUACAGCGACUUUCAGGUGGCAGUGGGCAAAAGGGUGACCUCAUUUGAAGCAGGAGAGCAGACGCUUCAUGUACAGCAGGUGCACAUCCACCCACUAUAUGCUGAUGGCAAACCUGAGAAUGACUUGGCUGUGGUAGAGCUGAGAGGGAAGAUUAUUUUCAAGAAGAAUGUGGUUCCAGCUUGUCUUCCAGAGAGAGACUUUUCUGACAGUGUGCUCAUGGCCGGCGACUACAUGGGUGUGGUCACCGGUUGGAAGGAAGUUUCAGGUGCAACAGAUUUUCAAGGGAACCUCAUGUUAAACCACCUAUCCUACGACAAACUGCCGAUUUGUUUGCAGCGCCACUCUGGUCAGGUCACCAACAAGAUGGCCUGUACUAUGCCCCGAGCUAAAGCAGACUGCAUCUUUGGACCCGGCAGCCCUGUGCUCACGCUGUACCGAGAGGUGUUCUUCCUCACUGGCGUAGUGAGCCAGCCUUCAGGAACUGACUGCAAGAAUGGCUACAUCUUACAAAAAGUGUCUCGUUUUUUGCCAUGGUUAAACUCCUUCAUGAAGCCAUAAUGAAAGAAAAAAAAUGAACAUGCGAUACACUUCUGCCAUGUGAUAUUAGUUAAUAUUGCCAUUGUUUCCACCUACACGCAUAACUUAUGGUAUUGUGCACAGCCAGUCAAAAAAUUAGAAAAAUUACAGCAGAACUGAUCUGAUUUGUGGCGUUGGUCCUGAACUUUUGUGUUAUAUUAGCAGAGGCAGAGAAAGUUGUUACAUUUUGAUUACAAAUACAUUUUGUUUGUUUUUUUAAAUAACUGAUAAAUAUUUCACAAUUUUUUUUAAUUAUUUAAAAUAAUAUUCCCUCACUUAUAAAGUUAGUCAGUUUUUAUUUGUACCAAAACACUCCUUAAUUAGUAAUAUAUGACCAUUGUAUAAAUAAUGAGCAUGAGAAGUGCAGAUAGAAUAAAUGAGGAACUAAUACCAGAGCUAGUUUUCUUUCUUUCUUUCCUUUCUUUUUUUUUUUUUUUUAAGCUUGACAGCCAUUCAGAAGUAUGUAAACUAUGUUGAGUAACCUUGACUAUGCAUUUUAUCAUAGAUACUGCUGUGAUUCUUUGGAUAAGUGACUAUUGGCCAUAAAUAAAAUAAUAAUAAUAACAAAAA